Echinococcus granulosus is the source of this 2181-nucleotide messenger RNA. RefSeq lists its product as hypothetical. Bases 1 to 2181 code for a protein of 726 amino acids. Gene Ontology annotation, molecular function: cell adhesion molecule binding. The record is from RefSeq and is a predicted model, not a curated record. Gene Ontology annotation, biological process: cell-cell adhesion. Gene Ontology annotation, cellular component: cell-cell junction. The transcript has 9 exons. NCBI's taxonomy places the organism in Eukaryota, Metazoa, Platyhelminthes, Cestoda, Cyclophyllidea, Taeniidae.
AUGCUGCCAAGCCUCGACCGAACGCGGCCGCGCGAAUCCGUGUUUAUGCAUAAUAGCAACGGUAGCCUCGUUUCGUUCUUUGUCAAGACCUCUUCAUCUCUCACCCUUCUUUUCAGCUCUCCAUCCAUGGUUCCUUAUUCGGCCAUGGCAGGAACACUACAACAGCGGAUCACACAUCGACGUGGAUAUCUGGUGCCACUGAAUACCCAAAUUACUCUCUCUUGUCCUUUCGAAACGCCUUUCUACAAGUGGACUCGACCGGACUACCCCUCCCACUUCCUUGAUGAGACCAAAAAUCUCACCAUCAAGGCAGACUCCUUCGAAGUGAGUGGCCGUUAUCAAUGCAGUGCUGUCAAUGGCUUCGGCAACUCUUUGGCUGAAAUGGCCAUUCGUGUUGUCGAUUAUAAUUCACCAGCCAUCAAAGAGGAAUGUGCUCUUUCACGUGAUGGGAAAAUCAACACAGCAGGGCCUUGUUUUCUGAGAAGUUACACUGAUGCUGAGCUAGUUGUAACGCGCUACUGGGGGGAGGACGUUACCUUCGACUGCAACAGCGUGACAGCGGAUGGUCGGACUUACCAGCUAGAUUACGCCUGGGAGUUCUACAAGCAUGGCCUUGGAAAGGGUCUCUCGUCUUCCCCAAUAGGCAAUCGACUGACACGCCGCAGCAACACUCGAGCCACACCAUCCAGUGGCAGCUCUUCGGGACUGGGUGGAACUGCUGCCAGUCUUGGUGGCGGCGCUGGUGGGGGGGCGGGUAGUAACGGAGGUGUGGGCGGCGGAGGAGGCAGAGCUGAUGUGGCUCGCUUCUCGGAAUCACAGCUCACGAUCCGCAAGGUUACUCUCAGUAAUAUGGGCGAGUACAGAUGUACAGUUACCAAUCCCGCCCCCGAUUCCAGCUCUGCCGUCAUACCGAAAAUCGAGAGGACUUUUCAAUUGCAUGUGAUUCGUGACAAUUCACUAUUCUUGCAUACACCUCUCACCGCCGCCGCCGCCGCCGAUGCCGCUGUCGAUGCCGCCACUGCCACUCUACCCACACACUCAUUGCAUCUCGGCUCUGUGAAGGCACGUUCCGAAGGUGCUAUCAUCAUUGGUGAUCAUGACAUAACAGUACAUGUCAAAUCUGGAGAGAACCUCAUUCAGUCAUGCAAAGUAAACGCCGAACAACACCGAUCCGUUACCAUAAGGUGGGGUAAGAUAAUCGAGCCGAGCAAAGCAGUUCCCACUUACGAGGGAGAUGGAAAGGAGGUAAUCCGCCUCUCCAAUAUCGCCUUCAUCGUAUUUCCUUUGAUGGCGACGAGCGAGGCUAGCAACAAACUGACCUCUAGCACUCCUGCCGUCAGUACUCCUUUCGCUGUCAGCGAUCCCGGCUCGCCCGAGAGUCAGCUGGUCAUUCAGCGCGUGACCAGUAGUAAUGCCGGCACGUACAUCUGCUCUGUCAUCACUGAGUCCGGAUGGGAUGACCGAAAACUCGUACGCGUUGUUGUCUCCGAUGCUCAAAAUGAGCCGUCGGCCGAGACGUUGGAGGAGAACAGUUAUCCACGCCGUCUGGCACUAUACAUCACUGCACCAGUGGUCAUUUUCUUUGUGUGCAUUUUCAUCACUAGCUACUGUCUGAUCAAUCGCAAAAGCCGUCGCUGUUCACAGAUUAAUGGGGGUGGUCACAUACGAGCCACAUUACCAGUGAUGAGGCAGAUAGGUAGCAGCAAUAACUCAGUAAGUAUCUAUCGCGAUGGGCUGAAUAGCGCCGGUCUCUCCGGUAAGACCAAUACUACAGGGCUUAUUGACCAUCAUUUGGGACAUCACUCGCCGCAGGGUCCCCCUUCUUCUGCGGUCACGGCCUCGGGAGCAGUCAAUAAUAAUAAUAACACCAAUAAUAGCAACCACGUUGCCUACUCCUCGUCGACGGGCUCCCAUUCGCUCAGCGGCAUCUCUGCUGGCACGCCAGGUUCCAUGCUACUCGCUAACACUAUGGUCCAGGUUCUGCCUCCAGAUGGAUCGGGCUAUCCUCUCCUGAAGUCCAACGGACACCACCAUCACCACCAGUCCCCGCCACAGUCGCAAGCACCACCACCACCCCCUCACAGCGCCUACGAUCCCUACAGUACGGGCCAUCUGAGUAACGGGGUCUCCAGCGGCGCGAUGAUGUGUAUACCUUCUGCGUACCGCGAUUUUCAAGCUUAG